GGCAGUGGGGGAAACUGGGUUUUCCUCAGACUCGAGGUGAAGACAAGCACACAGAAGGGGACGAGGAGUCCCAGACAGAGUGUGGCGGAGGACUCUGGGGUGAAGCUAAGGGGGUCGGUUUAUGGAUCCCGUGAGCCGUCCGGGUGCCCCCAAAGGCUUCUGAAAAUGCAGGAACCUGUGAGGUCAAGAUUGGCCUCCCUCAGUGACUUUCAAUUUGGAGCUGUUGCCACAGAGACGAUCGAAGACGCUCUGCUUCACCUGGCGCAGCAGAAUGAGCGAGCCGUGCAGGGGGCUGCCGGCCGGAUGGGCAGCUUCAGGGAGACCCGGAUCGUGGAGUUUGUUUUUCUCCUGUCUGAACAAUGGUGUCUGGAGAAAUCCGUGAGCUACCAGGCUGUAGAAAUCCUAGAAAGGUUUAUGGUUAAGCAGGCAGAGAAUAUCUGUAGGCAAGCCACGACCCAGCUGAGAGAGAAGACAGAGCCUCAGAAUUGGAAAGCUCUGAAAGAACAGCUUUUCAACAAGUUUAUCCUGCGUCUUGUGUCAUGUGUUCAACUGGCGAGCAAACUUUCCUUCCACUACAAAAUUAUCAGCAACGUUACAGUCCUGAAUUUCCUCCAGUCUCUGGGGUAUGUGCACACUAAGGAGGAACUGCUGGAGUCAGAGCUUGAUGUUUUGAAGUCCCUGAACUUCCAAAUCAAUCUGCCUACUCCCCUGGCAUAUGUAGAGAUGCUUCUGGAGGUUUUAGGAUACAAUGGCUGUUUGGUUCCAGCCACACAGCUGCAUGCAACCUGCCUGACUCUGCUCGACCUUGUCUAUCUCCUGCACGAACCCGUAUAUGAGAGCCUGCUCAGGGCUUCAAUUGAAAACUCCAUACCCAGUCAGCUGCAAGGGGAAAAGUUUGUUUCAGUGAAGGAAGACUUCAUGCUGUUGGGAGUAGGAAUCAUUGCGGCAAGUGCUUUCAUCCAAAACCAUGAGUGCUGGAGCCAGGUUGUGGAGCAUUUGCAGAGCAUCACUGGCAUUGCCCUGGAAAGCAUCGCUGAGUUCUCUUACGCAAUCCUGACUCACAGCGUGGGCGCCAACACUCCGGGGCGACAGCCUGUCCCCCCCCACCUGGAGGCCAGAGCUCUGCGGGCUGCCACUUCCUCCAACACGUGAGGCGGGCUCCACCCGCCAAGUAUUCAACAGCCUUCACCACUGCGCUUAUCCCUCCUUUUGUUUACUCUUCAACUCAGGGUACAAAAGUUCCAAGUAUCUUUUGGACUAUGUUUUGUGUUCCAACUUCAUGUGCACUUUUCUGCAUCGGACAAAGAGUUAAAGUUGACAAGCAUGUCCUUUUUGUUGUAUCAGACUGAAAACGUCAAGGAGCUGGGAGGAGAUAGAACAUUAGUGAAGUUGGUUCGUUUUUGUUUAACAAGUUAUUUAUAGCUUUUCCUUAACUGUUCAUUUCACGGAAAGAGAACAUAGGAUGUGGAAAUUAGUGUUAACCAGGGGCUUGAAAACCGAGACUGUUUGGGUGACCUUGACUGAGCAUCAAGGAGGCAGCCUUUAUUUCCCCUUAAAGUUAGUUUAACAUCUCUGUUCUGUCAUUGACAUGUACACAAAUAGGGCUUCCUCCACAGCUGUCUAUUCCAUUAGUCUUUUUUAAAACUAACACCAAUCCAUCUCUAAACAUGUUUCAACAGAGCUUUCACAUACCUGCACUUGAACUCAAUACUCCCAGGAUACAAAGUGCUCUAUUUUAGUCAACAAAAAAACCAGCAGUGCACUUCUGGGCAGUAAUCAGACUGCAGUAAAUCUUUUAUUACAAAUAAUUAAAUCUCUCCAUAAUGUCUCAAACAAUAUCAAACACCAUUUCAUAUCUCUAACAGAGAGCAGAGUAGGCAUUCAGCACUGGAAGCAAGUGAGGACAAGUGUUAAAUUUCAAGCUUCUGAUCACAUCAUCUGGUGACCAAAGCUUAUGUGUCAUUUUCUCACGUUAUCCAGCUGUACAUCUCACACAUCUCGUCGUCUCAGUGGAGACAAAAGUUUCUAUUUCAUAUUGUAAGUGCAGGAAGUUGAGAGAGAUAAAACCCAGUGAAAACACAUUGAUCUCAAUUCAACUCAGUUAACAAAACAAAAACAAAAACAAAAACAAUUUUAAAUUAGUUGUUUUGGGGGGAGAGAGGGAAAGGAAGGUUUGGGGUUAAGAGUCAAACUUAUGACAAAGGCUGAUAUCUGUACAUGACACAUUGUAGCUCUGGAAACUAUCUGUCACAUGAUAUCCUGAAAUAAAGUGGCUUUUGUAGAUUUUUUUCUGUUUUGGUAUUGUAAACAUGUGCUGUUAAUAGUACCCGAAUUUAAUUUAAAACGUUUUUUUUUUUUUUUUUUUUCAAAAAAAAAAAAAAUUAAAACCUUUAAGGCAAA
Panthera uncia (snow leopard) is the source of this 2400-nucleotide messenger RNA. It is a transcript of the gene CNTD1, whose product is annotated as cyclin N-terminal domain containing 1. The transcript is spliced from 7 exons. Bases 166 to 1152 code for a protein of 328 amino acids. NCBI's taxonomy places the organism in Eukaryota, Metazoa, Chordata, Mammalia, Carnivora, Felidae. Gene Ontology annotation, cellular component: site of double-strand break. Gene Ontology annotation, biological process: reciprocal meiotic recombination. The record is from RefSeq and is a predicted model, not a curated record.